Molecule: messenger RNA, 2641 nt
Organism: Blepharisma stoltei
Lineage: Eukaryota; Ciliophora; Heterotrichea; Heterotrichida; Blepharismidae
Source: the annotation of a GenBank genome assembly
AUGUCCGACUCGUCAUCUGUCUCUAGCGAAUCUUCAUCAGAAAUCUCUGAAAUCUCAGAGCGUCAAGACGAGGUGGAUCCAUUUGUCCCACCUCUUCAGCUGCAAAACGAAGAUAUUCCAGAAAACCUUUCUCUUAAAGCAAUUUACAGCUCAGUCCAUCAAAAAUAUUCGUAUGACCCAAACGAACAAAAUAAUGAAGAAAACUCGACGUUUGAGACAAAAACCCAUCAAGGUCCGAUACAACUAAUUAAGGUAACUGAUUCAGGGACGUUUGAAGUCUGUAAGAAAGGAGCUGAGUUUCUAAAAGGGAUAAAAACGAAAAUAGGAGUCGUUUCAAUAGGAGGACCGACUAGAAGUGGAAAAAGUUUUGUUAUGAACCUUUUGGCAAAUGGGACUGGAUCUGGCUUUGAGGUUGGCAGCAGAGUUGCUGCUUGCACACAAAGUAAAUUAAAUUAAAGGGUUUAAAGUCUUCCAGGUUUGAUGCCUUUGCACUCUUAAGACCACUAGAACCUGCUUGCUAGAGAAACUCAGUCGCCUGAGUCCUGUCUCAAUAGCGGUCUAUUCUCAGGACCUGAGGCUUGCAACGAUAAACCUAUACCAGAGUCUCGGCGGUUUAGAAAGACUAUUCAUGCUCCAUAUCUUGAGGGUGCUAUAGAGGCAAAGGUCAGCUCGAUGCCUCUUGUUGCCAUCUUGCGGAGAGGUGGCAUCUAAGAAAAAAGAGCCACAGCCAUCCGAAAUCAGUAUGGAAAGAACCCGUGGCCCCAAAAAAAAUCCGUAUAACCAAUACCUAGACUGUAAUCGCCACCAGCUGACUCCCAAGGUUUACCCACCCCAUACUGCCGCUCGAGGCAGCUAAGGGUUAGGACUAAAAGUCUGAACCUUGGCUUAGGCUAUAAAGUCAUUUUGGCGCCCAAAGUGGUGUGUCGUCAUCAACGAAUAUUUUGUCACCACCACGAUAUUAACUAUGCUUUUUACACAAGGGAUUUGAAUAUGGGGAGAGCCUAUGCAAGCAGCAAAUAUGAGUAUCAUUUUUCUUGACUCAGAGGGCUGCAAAAGUGUUGAAAAAUCAGCAAAUCAUGACGCAAAAAUAUUUUCACUGCUUAUCUUGCUGUCUUCAGUAUUUAUUUAUAACUCAAAAGGAGUCAUUGAUGAGCAGGCGAUUAACCAGCUGAGUUUUGCAGCAUCUUUAUCAGAAUUGAUAUCAACAAGGAUUACCCCUAGUGACUCAGAUGAAGAAAUAAAACGGAGAUUGGCAGCUUUGUCACCUAAAUUUAUAUGGCUGUUAAGGGAUUUUCAUUUAUCAUUAGUAGAUGAAGAAGAUAUCCCUAUCAGUUCAAAACAGUAUAUGGACAAAAUUCUAACAAAUAGGAUCUCUAUAGGAAGAAAUGUGGACAAAUAUAAUAAAAUAAGAGAAGCUAUACUUGAAACCUUUAUUGACAGGGACUGCAUAACACUUCCAAGACCUGUUGAGCAAGAAAAACAGCUUGAAGCGCUUGCCGAGUUUGAUUUAGACUCACUAAGGCCUAAGUUCAAAAAAAGCUUUGAACAGCUUCAGCUUUCUGCACUUGAGCACUGUCCUCAUAAGAAAUUUGACGGGCUUGAAAUCCAAGGAAGCAACUUGCUUAGCUUUUUGGAGGAGAUGAUAAAAGCAAUCAACGACGGAAUUGCGCCUAAUAUUAAUACAGCCUGAAGCCACGUUAUAAAACUCCAAUAUGAAGAGCUUAUGACAGAUAUUAAAAAAAGAUAUAUAAAAGCUAGAGACGUGGAGAUACAAAAUUUGCCUUAUGAUGAGUCUGAAUUGCUAAUUAAAUUGCAAGCUGCCAAGGAUAGGGCACUUGCGUUGCUUUUAGAGGUGCAGCUAAAAGAUGAAGCGCUAGAAGAAGGAUGCAGAGAAGAGUUUGGAGGGUUUUAUCAUGAUGACAUUACGUUUACACUUAAAGCAAACCAAGCAGCAUCUGAAGCGUUUAAUUUGUCAUUGAUUGAAAAGCUUUUUAGAGAUAUUUUGGUUGAUCUUGAGCAAGGAAAGUACUUUGAAACCUUUGAUGGUCUUGAAACGGAUUGGGCAGUAGCUAUGAGAAGAUAUGAAAAAGAAGCUAUUGGGCCUGGAAAGUUUAUUGCGCUAAGCCAAUUUUCCAGAAAGCACCAGCAUAAUGCUUUUGCGAGAUAUUUUCAAGAUAUCGCUGAUAAGUAUGAAGAUCAGGUUUUAGAACUAUCUUUCCAUAAAUAAUUCUAUUAUAUUAUUAAUAUUAAAAAUUGGGGAAAUUAUAUUUAUAUUUAACAUAUAUAGAAAUUUGUUAUAUAAAAAAAGUAUUAACAGGAGAAAGUAAGGAAAAAAGAAAAAGAAUAUGAAGAUAGGUUAUACGCCACAAGGAAAAGAGAUGACGCUGAAACUAAGCAGCUCGUGCUAGCUCAUGUAGCACAUUUAGAAAAAGAAUUAGGAAUUAUGGUUGAUGAAAGACAGCAGCUUGGCGAUAUUUUAGGAAGAGUCCAAUAUGAAAUUGCUAAUGCAUUGUAAGCGAUAAAUAGGAAAAAGAAAAAAGAAGAAGAGCAAGAAGAGCCCAUAAAUCCUGAUGACGUCGAAGUUGAUAUAAAGCCGAAAAAGAAAUCGAAUUCUAAAUCCUGUGGCUGUGUCCUUUUCUAA